UGGAGUUUGUAAUAUCCAGUAUGGAGGAGGUGUGCCCAGCUGUAUCGAAACCUCUUCAGAUGGGAUACAAAUAUGAAGAGGGGGUCUCAGAACGGUUGUGUGAUGAUGAGGAUGAGAAGAAUCCCUCACUACAUAGGGUCUUAUUUGGUGGGCAUACCAUGGAGAAAAGAAGUGUGGACAUUAAGACAGAGGAAUGUGAGUGGCAGCCUGCACAACUUAAGCAGGAAAGUGUCCACAUUAAAGAGGAGGAGUGUGAAAGAGAGCUAACAGACCUGAAAGAGGCCGAGUCUCACAGCGCUGACAUGCAGACAAAUGAGACUGUAAGCCCGAUAAAGACAGAAGACUUUAAAUCAGAGUCUGGCACAACAUCAUGUUGUCUAAACACAGAAGUAAGUGGAUUCGGCUUUACAGCAACUGGUCACUGCUCUCUACAGCAUCAUCCUGACCACGUGAAGUCCGAAUAUAUGGAGUCAGAUGUGAAAAGAACUGCAGAUGCACCUGGUUCAAGUGAUGCAAGAGGAGAGGUUCAAGACAGUGGAAGUUUCUCCUUAAUUUCACAAGCUCCGAUGCCUCUUCAGUGCAGAUCAGAAGAUAAACCAGAUGAUGAAAAUAUGAAGAAAUCAACAUAUGGGCCAGGUAGUUUGAUACCGGAUUUAUUGCAAGAUAGUUCUUUGCCUGGUGGGAAACUGAAGAGGACGGAUGACAACAACACUCAAGUACAGGUCCACAGUACAAUUUCAGCAACUUUGUUAGACUGUCAAGAACAGAAGAAAAGUGUUAAGAGCAAAGCUGAAAUCAAAGACAAGCAGAGUUAUUAUUCAAGACAGAAGCUGUAUUGUUGUUCAGAGUGCGGAAAACAGUUUUCUACCAACAGUUAUCUACAGACUCACACAAAAAUUCACACCGGAGAGAAGCUGUACUGCUGUUCUGAAUGUGGCAAGUGUUUUUCCACUAGCAGUAAUCUUCAUAUUCACAAAAGAACUCACACUGGGGAGAAGCCAUAUCAGUGUUCUGAAUGUGGCAAACAUUUCUCACACAGUAACAGUCUUCGGAAACACACACGGAUUCACACUGGAGACAAGCCAUACUGCUGUUCUGAUUGUGGCAAGCUAUUCUCUAAUAGGAGUAGUCUUCGGGUACACAGAAGAAUUCACACUGGUGAGAAGCCAUAUAGCUGUUUGGAAUGUGGCAAACUCUUCUCUGACAGCAGUAGUCUUCAAAAACACACAAGAAUUCAUACUGGAGAGAAGCCAUAUCACUGUUCCAACUGUGGCAAGAAAUUUUCUAUUAGGAGUCAUCUUCAGAGGCAUACAAGAACUCAUACUGGAGAAAAACCAUAUUGCUGUUCUGAAUGUGGCAAAAGAUUCUCUGUUAAGAACCAUCUUCAGAAGCACACUAGAACCCACACUGGAGAGAAACCAUAUUGUUGUUCUAAAUGUAACAAACAAUUCUCCACCAGUAGCAUACUUCAGAAACAUGCCAGAAUUCACACUGGAGAGAAGUCUUAUUGUUGUUCUGAAUGUGGCAAACGAUUCUCUGUUAGGAGCAGUCUGGAAAUUCACUCGAGAAUACACACAGGAGAAAAACCAUAUUGCUGUUCUGAAUGUGACAAGCAAUUCUACAGUAGAAGCAGUCUUCAGACUCACUCACGAAUUCACACUGGAGACAAGCCAUAUUUCUGUUCCGAGUGUGGCAAACAAUUCUAUGACAGGAGCUAUCUUCAGAUCCACGCAAGAAUUCAUACAGGAGAGAAGCCAUAUUGCUGUUCUGAAUGUGGCAAACGAUUCUCACACAGUUACAGUCUUCAGAAACAUACAAGAAUUCAUACGGGAGAAAAGCCAUAUUGUUGUUCAGAAUGUGGCAAACGAUUCACAGUUAGAAGCCAUCUUCAGAACCACUUAAGAAGUCACACUGGAGAAAAGCCGUAUUACUGUAUUGACUGUAAGAAACAAUUCUCAACCAGCAGCAGUCUUCAGAAACAUAAAAAAAUCCACACUGGAGAGAAGCCCUUUUGCUGUUCUGUGUGUGGCAAAGGUUUCUUGCAUAGGAACCACCUUCAGAGUCAUACAAGAAUUCACACUGGAGAGAAGCCUUAUUACUGUUCUGAAUGUGGCAAACAGUUUUCAUACAGUAGCAGUCUCCAGAAACAUUCAAGAAUUCACACUGGAGAAAAACCGUAUCGGUGUUCUGAAUAAUGUGGAAAACAGUUUUCCACCAACAGUUCCCUACAGACUCACACAAAAACUCACACUGGAGAGAAGCUGUACUGCUGUUCUGAGUGUGACAAGUGUUUCUCCACUAACAGUAAUCUUCAUAUUCACAUAAGAACUCACACUGGAGAGAAGCUAUAUCAGUGUUCUGAUUGUGGAAAAUGUUUCUCACGCAGUUACAGUCUUCAGAAGCACACGCGAUUUCACACUGGAGAUAAGCCAUAUUCUUGUUCUGAAUGUGGCAAGCAAUUCUCUGAUAGGAGUAGCCUUCAGGUACACAGACGAAUUCACACUGGUGAGAAGCCGUAUCAUUGUUCUGAAUGUGGCAAACUUUUCUCUGACAGGAGUAGUCUUCGGAAACACACAAGAAUUCAUACUGGAGAGAAGCCAUAUCAGUGUUCCGAGUGUGGAAAGAAAUUCUCUGUUAGGAGCCAUCUUCAGAGGCACAAAAGAACUCAUACUGGAGAGAAGUCUUAUUGUUGUUCUGAAUGUGGCAAACGAUUCUCUGUUAGGAGCAGUCUUGAGAUUCACACGAGAAUACACACAGGAGAAAAACCAUAUUGCUGUUCUGAAUGUGACAAGCAGUUCUGCAGCAGAAGCAGUCUUCAGACUCACUCAAGAAUUCACACUGGAGACAAGCCAUUUUUCUGUUCUGAGUGUGGCAAACGAUUCUAUGACAGUAGCUAUCUUCAGAUCCACACAAGAAUUCACACGGGAGAGAAGCCAUAUUGCUGUUCUGAAUGUGGCAAACAAUUCUCACACAUUAACAGUCUUCAGAAACAUAAAAGAAUUCACAAGGGGGAAAAGCCAUAUUGUUGUUCUGAAUGUGGGAAAAGGUUCAUGGUUAGAAGCCAUCUUAAGAUCCACUUGAGAAGUCAUACUGGAGAGAAGCCGUAUUGCUGUAUUGACUGUAACAAACGAUUCUCAACCAGCAGCAGUCUUCAGAAACAUAAAAAAAUCCACACUGGAGAGAAGCCCUUUUGCUGUUCUGUAUGUGGCAAAAGUUUCUUGCAUAAGAGCCACCUUCAGAGGCACACCAGAAUUCACAGUGGAGAGAAGCCUUAUUGCUGUUCUGAUUGUGGCAAACAGUUUUCAUACAGUAGCAGUCUUCAGAAACAUUCAAGAAUUCACACUAGGGAGAAGCCUGAAAAGUGUAAGUUGGGAGGAAAUGGAAGGUAGGAAGAGAAAGUAAGAGAAGGAAAACGACUUUAACAGUAUGAAGAAGAUUCAAGGAAGAAAUUCAUACCUGGCUGCUCAUCUCCAAGAAUAAAAAAGUUCCUCUCCCACCUCUGCAUUAGAGUAGGUGAUGGCGGUAGAGAUGAAGCAACAUUUUCAGAUAAAGGCAAGACCUGCAGUGUACCAGCCAUAUAGUGGAAGAGACAGCAGACUACUUAAAAAUGUAACUUGAAGAAAUUAAAAAGGACUUGAUACAGUCGAGUGGUCAAUUGAAGAUAAAGAGGAGACCAUAUAUUGUUAACUUUUUGCAUAUCAGACAGGAUGCAAGUCAUAGAAUAUCUGACAGCUGAUGAGCAACGAAGAAUCAGCCAGAAGUAAACUGCAUUCAGUGCCCAUAGACUGAGAGGAGCCAAGCUCAUUUAGAUCUGCAAGAAGAAGAAGACGAACAGAGAACAGCAGUGACAGCCACCAGAAAUGAAUGAGAAGGAGAGUUCUGGAUCACACAAACAGCAGACGGGCUUGCACGACUUUGGAGCAACAACAGAUGUCUGAUCGAUGUCUCAUCUUUGGUGUACCAUGUUGGAGUACCCACAAUGAUUAGUUGCCAAAAUACAAAGACUGAGAAGACUUCAUUCUGAUCUGCGAGAAGAAGAAGAACAGAGAAAAGCAGUGACAGACACCGGAAAUGAAGGAGAAGGAGAGCUCUGGAUCACGCAAAUGACAGAGUGACUUGUGCAACAUGAGACCAAGAACAAAUGUCUCAUCCUUGCUGCACCAUGAUGGAGUACCCCACACUGAUUAGAAAUGCAUUACGUUUACAUUACUUUUAAGUGCAAUAGGAAAUUUGAUACAGCACUCUACAAUUGUUAUGAUGUUGUGUAAUCAAUCAUUCUCCGCCAUUCCUAGUCAUGUAAUUUGAUGUUCUCUAGGCAAUGAGAUCCAGCAGAUUCUAAGUUUGACAUGAGCACUGACUAGAAAUCCUGUAGUGUAGCCCCAGCUUUAGAAGAGCUAAGACGAGGAAAUUCAAAGACAGCAGAGUGAAAGUCACAUUAACAACAACCAGACAUUGCAUGAGGUGGCCCCUGAUGUACAAGAAGCAGCAAUCCAGGAUCACAUAACAUAAAAACAGAAAUACACUGAAGAAUUUUGUUAUACAGAAUUAUAAAGUUUUAUAUCUAAUGUGAAUAAGGCCAUAACUAAAAUGAAGCAAAACCAUCAACAUAUAUUAGCCAGAACAACACUUCACAUGAUCUAAAACUGUGUGGUGGGACUGCUCACUUAUAAAGAAACGGUGGAAAUGAAAGCCUACUCUAACCAAACUUCAUCGAAUUAGAAAACAAAAAAAGCUGAGACACGGGGAGAUGGCAUUAAUGUAUGGAAGGAGUGCGGUCACAGAGUUCUUGUCUGAAUAGAACAACCAAAAUCACAAUAUUGCUCACCAACUCACAAUGACCUAACUGGACUUUAGUUUCUACUUCGCAUUAUUGCAGAAGUCACACUUGUUAUUGUAAAAUCCUGCAACUUAAAGUGGGAAAAUACCACAGCUGUUCCAACUGCUACUGCCAAUAUUAUGUCAUUAUGAUUUGUGCAUGCAAGGAGAAGCCAAUAAUAUGACCAGUCAGCUGUAAGCUGCAUCUGUUUGAACUUGUACAGUAGGAUCUCACACCUGAAUGAGGAGAUAAGAAAUAAAGGCAGGAUGAAUUGGUUUUAAGCUC
Molecule: messenger RNA, 5101 nt
Organism: Erpetoichthys calabaricus (reedfish)
Lineage: Eukaryota; Metazoa; Chordata; Cladistia; Polypteriformes; Polypteridae
Product: zinc finger protein 721-like
Exons: 3
Biological process (GO): regulation of transcription by RNA polymerase II
Cellular component (GO): nucleus
Molecular function (GO): RNA polymerase II cis-regulatory region sequence-specific DNA binding; DNA-binding transcription activator activity, RNA polymerase II-specific
Source: RefSeq, a predicted model, not a curated record